GUGGUCCGCAACGAUACAUCAGGCGAGGAGACUUUGAUCACGUUAGUGGUUGACUUCACAACUUCAUUCAGACUUCAGUACUGCGGCUCAUUCAAAAGUCUAUGGCAACAUGACCCAGCUCACGCCUCCAACAGAAAAAGAGGAAGAAGCUGUAGGUGUACUAUCUGCUAUGAUGGGCAGUGACGUCGAUUCGACAGUGGCAUUACGGGUUCUACGAAAAUUCAAUGGCGACCUCGAGAAAGCAGCAGAUGCAAUGCUCGCGGGUGACAGAGGACUACAGCUCGAAUCUGGUUCAACUCCCAAAGUUGUUUCAACGACACCUUCAAACAACGUGAUUGAUUUGACGGGAGACGACGAGGAGAUAUCGCGGGCGUUGCAGAUGUCGAUGGAGACAGAGCCUAAGCCAGCAGAGCCCAUGUUUGGCCCGAGUAAUAGAGAAUCCGAUCCACAAUGGGCUGUUGUUCCUACGAAUUAGACCCAACAGCAGCUAUCGAAUGAAGAUGAAAACCUCAAACAAGCAAUCGAAGCUAGCUUGGCUGUCCCCGAUGAUAACGACGGAAAAUCGGAGCUUUCGGAUAUGAUACGGCAAGAUGGUCGGCCUGUCUCCUUGCGCGCGGAGUCACCUUCCCUUGUAUAUGCAGCGUUGGUCGCGCAUGCUUUAUUCCAUAUCCCGCAAAUGCGAGAACGGCUGUCUCGACUUGAACCGCAAGAAGAAGAUCCAAUCACUGGCCUGAUGGAAGUGUUCACGAACCUGGAUCUUGCUCAGCUUUCCUCAAUCUGUUACGACAAUUUCUUACUUUCGUUGGGUGCAGAGUUAGCGUCAAUGACGAGUACACCAUACAUUUUGUCCUCCGAGUUCGUUCAACUUAUUUCAAAUCUGAUCGACCAACGAUUGGAUGAUCAAGGGGAACGGCUUAUCUCGUUUACCACCGGUCGCCUCAAUAUCGUUGACGGCAAUAUAAACUUAGAGACCAACGAUAUUCCUAUAACUACAGUCCCAGUUGAAGCCAGAAUGGAUCCAUCGUGCCCCAACGAUCUAGUCGCUCGUCUCUCUGCAGCUCUCAAUAAUUACAGGGAAGAUGGUUCAACUCAUGACGGAAUCAUAGACCCUUCUCAGAUUAUCAUCUUCACACUGAAGAAGACAGGCCUCGCUGCUGGGACAUCAUCCGUCGAUAGCUUUGUUUAUCCCAAGACGAUGUUUAUGGAUCAGUUUCUACUUGCAAAUUUUGAAGUAGCCAACGCGAAACGCCUACGACAGUUGGAGAUACAACAACGAUUAUCUCGGUUGGAACAACAGAAAGUGGAGCUCACGAAAUACGACAACAAGGACGUUUUGAAGAACCUGAAGAGUAGCGUGCACUAUUUUGAAAAUGUAGUUCGUGUGGGAGAUGACCCAGAUCGUCGGGCUUCUUUGGCUUCUACGACUACUAAAUUACGCAAGGUUAUACUUGGGGUGGAAACUGCGCUCGAGAAAAUCAACGCCGAGGUCGGGAAAUUGCAGGACGAGGCGAAAUCCCUCUUUGAUUGUCCGGAACUGCAGAAACUUUGCUACGAUUUGCGAGCUGUUCUCAUACAUACCGGGGUACCAGGACGCAAACAAAUGUACUCCUAUGUUCAAGACCGGAACGGUACCUGGUGGAAAAACCUGGACUAUGCGGUUAGCGAGGCAACCGAAGCUGAUGUUCUCGCUGACCCGACGGGUUUACACUUGAAUGCUGGGCCGUACAUGCUGAUCUAUAGUCGAAGCCUCCCGAAAGAACAGCUGGCUGCGCCAACAACCUGGCCUCCUCAGUUUGUAGACGCUGUGAGACUUCAUAAUGAGAAAUUUCUCGAGUCAGUGUCUCCGGAGGUCUUGGAAAGGGCUAAACGGGUAGAAGUGCCGGCUGGCGAGGAGAAACAAAAUGCUGAGAACUCGGGACAGAAGAGGGUUACACUGAGUGAUGAAACAAGAGGGUCCCGAGAUGUAUCUAUGAUGGAUCUCACAUCCGGAUGUUAAAUAAACUUGGAAUAAGAUUCACGACUUGGAACAGGA
This is a messenger RNA of Marasmius oreades (fairy-ring Marasmius), 2032 nucleotides long. RefSeq lists its product as uncharacterized. Lineage: Eukaryota; Fungi; Basidiomycota; Agaricomycetes; Agaricales; Marasmiaceae. The record is from RefSeq and is a predicted model, not a curated record. The transcript is spliced from 11 exons. Gene Ontology annotation, biological process: protein deubiquitination. Bases 578 to 1996 code for a protein of 472 amino acids. Gene Ontology annotation, molecular function: cysteine-type deubiquitinase activity.